AUGAUUAAUAUUGCCGGUGUUGUGAGCAUUGUCCUCUUCUAUUUGCUGAUAUUGUUUGUUGGCAUUUGGGCUGGACGCAAAAAGCAGGCAGGCAAUGAUUCUGAAGAGGAGGUAAUGUUAGCAGGACGUUCGAUUGGUCUAUUCGUUGGCAUAUUUACAAUGACCGCAACCUGGGUUGGAGGCGGCUAUAUAAAUGGUACAGCUGAAGCUAUUUACACGUCCGGCUUGGUUUGGUGUCAGGCUCCAUUUGGUUAUGCAUUAAGUUUGGUUUUCGGUGGCAUAUUUUUUGCAAAUCCAAUGCGUAAACAAGGCUACAUAACAAUGUUAGAUCCAUUGCAAGAUUCAUUUGGUGAGCGUAUGGGUGGUCUACUCUUUUUACCAGCACUUUGUGGAGAAGUAUUUUGGGCUGCUGGUAUAUUAGCUGCCUUGGGUGCUACAUUAUCUGUCAUCAUUGAUAUGGAUCAUCGAACAUCAGUGAUAUUGUCAUCUUGUAUUGCCAUAUUCUAUACGCUUUUUGGUGGUCUAUAUUCGGUUGCAUAUACCGAUGUUAUACAAUUAUUUUGUAUAUUCAUUGGGUUAUGGAUGUGUAUUCCUUUUGCUUGGGCUAAUGAGCAUGUGAAGAGUUUGUCGGCAAUGGAUGUUGAUUGGAUUGGUCAUGUGGAACCGAAGCAACGUUGGUUUUAUAUAGAUUACGGUUUAUUAUUAGUGUUUGGCGGUAUACCAUGGCAGGUAUAUUUUCAACGCGUUUUAUCAAGUAAGACUGCUGGACGUGCACAAAUUUUAUCCUAUGUAGCAGCAGCUGGUUGUAUUUUGAUGGCUAUCCCACCGGUGCUUAUUGGUGCUAUUGCAAAAGCUACACCUUGGAAUGAAACAGACUACAAAGGUCCUUAUCCAUUAACGGUUGACGAGACUAGCAUGAUUUUGCCAAUGGUUUUACAGUACCUCACCCCUGAUUUCGUAUCAUUCUUUGGUUUGGGUGCAGUUUCUGCCGCUGUCAUGUCCUCUGCAGACUCGUCCGUACUCUCCGCCGCAAGUAUGUUUGCACGCAAUGUAUACAAAUUGAUUUUCCGUCAGAAAGCGUCCGAAAUGGAAAUCAUUUGGGUGAUGCGUGUUUCUAUUAUUAUUGUUGGCAUACUGUCCACCAUAAUGGCGUUGACUAUUCCUUCAAUUUAUGGUUUAUGGUCCAUGUGCUCCGAUUUGGUUUACGUUAUUCUGUUUCCGCAACUACUUAUGGUUGUGCAUUUUAAGAAGCAUUGUAAUACAUAUGGCAGCCUUGCGGCGUAUAUUGUGGCAUUGUUUAUACGUUUAUCAGGAGGAGAGGCUAUGCUUGGCUUACCCGCUCUCAUACAUUUUCCAGGUUACGAUGAAGAAAGUCAAACACAAUUAUUUCCGUUCCGCACUAUGGCGAUGCUAAUGAGUUUAAUUACUUUAAUUGGAGUUUCAUGGUGGACCAAGAUGAUGUUUGAAUCUGGUAAAUUGCAACCAGGUUAUGAUAUUUUCCGUUGUGUGGUAAAUAUUCCUGAAGAUAUACAAAGAGUUGGUGAACCAUCGGAAGCUGGAGAACAGCUGUCUGUAAUGGCUGGUCCAUUAGGUCGUUCAUAUGGUGCAGCUACUAUGGCUGGUAAAGAUGAGAGAAAUGGAAGAAUUAAUCCCGCUUUAGAGUCAGAUGACGAUCUGCCUGUAGCUGAAGCAAAACGGUUAAAUCAACAGACAGCACAACAACAAGUACAAAAAAUGUUGAGCAAUGCAACGGGUCAAGGUAGUGGUGGAGGUAAUCUACAAGGUGGACAAGGAAUGGCUGUGCCAACUGCUGAGCAUGACAAUACUGCCUUUUAAGAUAUAGCAAGCAACUAAGAAGAGAGCAAAUUUUUUGAGAAUUAAUACUGAUUUUCAACUGUAUUAAGUAAAAUGAAUUUGAAAUUCGCUUGAUAAA
Teleopsis dalmanni is the source of this 1933-nucleotide messenger RNA. It is a transcript of the gene ChT, whose product is annotated as high-affinity choline transporter 1. The transcript is spliced from 9 exons. Gene Ontology annotation, cellular component: plasma membrane. The record is from RefSeq and is a predicted model, not a curated record. Gene Ontology annotation, molecular function: choline:sodium symporter activity. NCBI's taxonomy places the organism in Eukaryota, Metazoa, Arthropoda, Insecta, Diptera, Diopsidae. Bases 1 to 1836 code for a protein of 611 amino acids. Gene Ontology annotation, biological process: transmembrane transport; acetylcholine biosynthetic process; choline transport.